GCGGUGGCGUUAUCCAAUCGCAUGAAAGACAGGGCAACAUUUUAGCCAAUCCGAAGGCGCGGGGCGGGGCCUGAGGCAGGGACCGGAGAGAGGCGUUUGCUGACGAAGAUGGCGACCGAGGCGCAGAGUGAAGGGGAGGUGCCAGCCAGCGAUUCCGGGCGGAGAGAUGCCAUCUGCAGUUUUGUUAUCUGCAAUGAUUCUUCGCUUCGAGGUCAGCCAAUUAUCUUCAAUCCUGACUUUUUUGUGGAGAAACUUCGACAUGAGAAACCAGAGGUGUUCACCGAGUUGGUGGUCAGCAACAUCACAAGGCUUAUCGAUUUACCUGGCACUGAGUUGGCUCAACUGAUGGGGGAAGUGGACCUGAAGUUGCCUGGUGGGGCUGGCUCAGCAUCGGGAUUCUUCCGGUCCCUGAUGUCUCUCAAGCGCAAGGAGAAAGGAGUGGUGUUUGGAUCCCCACUGACAGAGGAAGGCAUUGCCCAGAUAUACCAGCUAAUCGAAUACCUGCAUAAAAACUUGCGAGUGGAGGGCUUGUUCAGAGUUCCAGGCAACAGCGUCCGACAACAGAUUUUACGGGAUGCUCUCAAUACAGGAGCUGAUAUUGACCUAGAAUCAGGGGAGUUCCACUCUAAUGAUGUCGCCACUUUGCUGAAGAUGUUUCUGGGAGAGUUGCCUGAGCCUCUGCUGACACAUAAACAUUUCCAUGCACACCUCAAAAUUGCUGACUUGAUGCAGUUUGAUGACAAAGGCAACAAGACCAACGUGCCAGAUAAGCAGCGGCAAAUUGAGGCUCUGCAGUUACUCUUCCUCAUUCUCCCUCCUCCCAACCGUAAUUUGCUGAAGUUACUGCUUGAUCUCCUGUACCAGACAGCCAAGAAACAGGAUAAGAAUAAGAUGUCUGCCUACAACCUUGCUCUUAUGUUUGCACCCCAUGUUCUAUGGCCAAAAAAUGUCACUGCAAAUGACCUUCAGGAGAAUAUCACAAAGCUAAACAAUGGGAUGGCCUUUAUGAUUAAACACUCCCAGAAACUGUUUAAGGCUCCUGCUUAUAUUCGGGAGUGUGCCAGGUUGCACUAUCUGGGCUCUAGAACCCAAACAUCAAAGGAUGACCUUGAUCUGACACCGUCACGUCAUAGUAAAUCCUUCCAGCUAGCAAAGUCUCAGAAACGGAACCGAGUCGAUUCUUGCUCCCAUCAGGAGGAGACCCAGCAGCGGACGGAAGAGGCCCUGAGAGAGCUGUUCCAGCAUGUCCACAACAUGCCUGAGUCCGCCAAGAAGCAGCAGCUUAUUAGACAGUUUAAUAAGCAGUCUUUGAGCCAAACACCAGGACGAGAACCUUCUAGCUCUCGAGUGCAGAAGCGGACUCGUUCACGCUCCUUCAGUGGGCUCAUUAAGCGGAAGGUCCUUGGAAAUCAGAUGUCAGAACAUAAGGACAAAUAUGCUACUCCAGAGGCCGUAACCAUGAGCGAGUUGAAGAGAGCCAGUAAGGAGAACAUGAACACAUUCCUUUCUGGCUCUCCAACUGUCACAAUGACACCAAUGAGAUUGAAAUGGUCUGAGGGGAAGAAAGACGGGAAAAAAGGAUUCCUCUGAAGAAUCCAGAAUUCUCCUGUCAUCCACACAGAAUUUGCUGUCUAGCAGGUCAAGUGUUACUACCACUCACAGUGGAACUUGGACUGGCAGCUUGCUUGCUGCAUUUUGACUUGUAGACGUCAACUAAUACCAUGACUGAUACCUCUAACCCCACUCACUGGAUGAUGUGCAAAUUGUGCCUUCUGAGAGAGUCUAGGCUGUCUCUCUCUCUGACGUUCCGGAAGCAGCUCAGCCCCAGCCUAUGCAGCACGGUCAGUCAGCAGGCCCUGGCAGGCCCCACUGUUCCUUCACUGUGUAGAGACAGAUUCUAGUUUUUGAAAACAGAAAAUCUGUGCUCAACGGCCAGUAACCUUUAAAAAAGCAAUAUCAAUUCUACUGGACUGAUUUUA
This is a messenger RNA of Ochotona princeps (American pika), 1979 nucleotides long. It is a transcript of the gene ARHGAP19, whose product is annotated as Rho GTPase activating protein 19. Gene Ontology annotation, biological process: regulation of small GTPase mediated signal transduction; signal transduction. NCBI's taxonomy places the organism in Eukaryota, Metazoa, Chordata, Mammalia, Lagomorpha, Ochotonidae. The transcript is spliced from 12 exons. The coding region runs from base 109 to 1590 and encodes 493 amino acids. Gene Ontology annotation, molecular function: GTPase activator activity. Gene Ontology annotation, cellular component: cytoplasm. The record is from RefSeq and is a predicted model, not a curated record.